This is a messenger RNA of Mobula hypostoma (lesser devil ray), 1092 nucleotides long. It is a transcript of the gene npbwr2b, whose product is annotated as neuropeptides B/W receptor 2b. Gene Ontology annotation, cellular component: neuron projection; plasma membrane. The transcript has 2 exons. NCBI's taxonomy places the organism in Eukaryota, Metazoa, Chordata, Chondrichthyes, Myliobatiformes, Myliobatidae. Gene Ontology annotation, molecular function: neuropeptide receptor activity; neuropeptide binding. Gene Ontology annotation, biological process: neuropeptide signaling pathway. The record is from RefSeq and is a predicted model, not a curated record. Bases 1 to 1092 code for a protein of 363 amino acids.
AUGAAGUGGAACCCGCGAGAAAAGGAUUUCAUUGCCGCUGAGAUGGGGAAUGAUUCGACUUCAGUACAUACGCCCUUGGGACAAACAUUAAACAACAUGGAAAACAGUUCCGGACCAGGGAUCCUCAAUAAAUCUUGCUCCGCCUCGCAGGAUAUGUGUGAGUUCUACAAUGGUACAGACACUAACUUCAUGCAUGAACAAUAUCCAGAUUUUUACAUUAUACUCCCCGUGAUCUAUUCAGUAAUUUGCGCUGCCGGCCUUACCGGCAACACAGCCGUGAUCUACGUGAUUUUAAAAGCUCCUAAGAUGAAGACAGUAACUAAUAUGUUCAUUCUAAAUUUGGCUAUUGCCGACGAUCUUUUCACUCUCGUUCUGCCAAUCAAUAUAGCGGACCAUCUUCUCCACUACUGGCCGUUCGGGGAGAUCAUAUGCAAGCUUAUUCUUUCCAUAGACCAUUACAACAUAUUUUCCAGCAUUUAUUUCCUGACUGUCAUGAGCAUUGACCGCUAUCUGGUGGUCUUGGCCACCGUUCGCUCGAAGAAGUUGCCACAGCGCACCUACAGGGCUGCCAAAAUCGUCAGCCUCUGUGUUUGGGUCCUGGUUACUCUCAUCGUUUUACCCUUCACGAUCUUUGCCGAAGUCUACACCGACUCUAUGAACAGGAAGAGCUGCGUCCUGGUGUUUCCCAAACCGGAACGCGCCUGGUUGAAAGCGAGUCGUAUCUAUACCCUCAUCCUCGGUUUCGCAAUCCCAGUCUCCACCAUUUGUGUUCUCUACGCUAUGAUGUUGUACAGACUCCGAAGCAUGCACCUGAAUUCAAACGCCAAAGCCCUGGACAAAGCGAAGAAGAGGGUGACGCUCAUGGUCUUUAUAGUGCUGGCAGUGUGUCUUUUCUGCUGGACCCCUUUUCAUCUCACUACCAUUGUCGCUUUGACCACGGAUGUCCAGGAGACACCGCUAGUUAUCGGCAUCGCCUACUUCAUCACCAGUCUCAGUUACGCCAAUUCUUGUUUAAAUCCUUUGCUGUACGCGUUUCUGGAUGACAGUUUCCAGAAAAGUUUCAAGAAGUUGUUGGAAUGUAGAACAGCAUAG